ACCUGCUGUCUGUCUUUUCCUUUUAUUUGAUAGUAUAAAGAGCCCAAACUGAAGAAGAUUCAGACACUUUUGGAGUAGGCUUGAGACAGGACUUAGGUGUUCAUACACCUUGAACUUCAUACCUUUGGAACUGGGUAAGAGAUAGCAGUACCUAAAAGAUUGCUCAGGAGAAAUUAAUAGAUCACACCCUGUCACUGUUUGGUGAUGAAAAUUGAUAACCAAAGUGAUAAUGUGGCAAGAUGUGCACUGCAGAGUGCCAGGACAGGUGGGAGAUAGACACUUGGAAAGCUGUUGGCCUGCUUGUUACCAGCAGCACAUCUGAAAGAAUUUGUGUACAGACAAAUCCUGCACAGGGUGCUGCAACCCCACCUCAGGUAAUGGCAGGCCCUGCACCUGCUCAGGAUCAAUUAAAAUUAAUCAGUGUUUUGCAGGCACAUAAUUUUCAGGAAUGCAGAAGUAAUUAUUCAGAUGAAGAAAACUGAUCUGUCCCUAAGAGUGUCAAUAGUAAAGUUAAACCCCGAGUCCUCAGGUAAAACAAGGAAAGAAAGAGUUCCUUCAGAGAAAAGCUGUGUAAAAGAGGCUGGCCCAGAGCCUGUGCACCAUCCCAAGGGAGUGACACGGGGUGGCUUAGUAUGGACACAUUAUUAAAAGAUGCUGCUUUUCCAACCGUGUUUGCCUGUGCCUGAUCCAUUGAGGGAGCCAGACUGGGCCAGCAGAGAUCUGAAAUUCAGAAACUGAAACAGCUGCAGUCUGUGGCCAAGUCUGUGUCAUGGGGGAAGCCAUGCGAGAGCCCCGGGGCCAAGGCAGAGCUCUGAGGGACACCCCUCAUCCCCGGCCUGCAGCUGGACAUGGAGCCACUGCCCACAGCUCCCUGGCUCUGUCCAUCUGGCCAGUGGCUCGUGCCCUGAGUAGCCCAGCCCCCAGAGCCAGGGCUCUGCAGGGUGGGGCUGGGGCUGGCGUGUGGGGCCGUGUCCAAAGCCUCACAGGGGCCUGGGCACAGCAGGGGCUACAAGUGCCAAGUCCGUGGCUGCUCCGUGCUGCUUCCACCAGGGUCGGCUGUUGAAGGGAUGUCGGGUGUGGCCCUUGGUGACACAGGUGUGUGGUGCCAGGGCCCGUGGUGAUGCAGGACAUGGUGGCACCCAGAGGCCUUUGUGACAUGGCAGAGCCCUGCCCUGCCAGAGGGGUAUCUAAGGGGCGCAGAGCCCUGGGGUGCCCAGUCCCAGGAGAGCCGCUGUGUCAGGAGGAAGCAGCUCCCCUGAGAGCCUCUGUGGCAGAGCACGAUGGAGACACUCACAGAGGAGGUGAACCCCAACUCCCGCCCUGCCAUGGAGCAGCCAUGCCUGUACACAAAGCCCCAGGUGAUGGCCAGCCAUGGAGGGAGAGGAGAUGGAGGGAACUGGGAUGGGGUUGGAGAGCAGCUGCCUGGACAACAGGGCCCUUCCCAAAAGCAAGAUGUGAAAGUCCAAAAGCUGUACAAGCAGGAUGACAAAAGAGACCAAGAGCUGUCAGAAGGUGAGAUAGACCCAGAGCUGUGCCACCAGGAAUUUGAGAGACACCAAGAGCUAUCCAAAUGGCUGAACAUGAGAAUCCAAAAGCUGUUCCAAAAAGAAAACAACAGCAACAAAAUGUUCCCCCAAUGGGAGCACUCCAUUGACCAAGAGCUGUCCAAAGGAGAAGUCAGACAAUAUCCAGAGUUGUCCGAAGAGAGAGGCGACAGUGACAAAAAGGAGUCACAGGAGGACUUAGAAUGCAUCAUCAUCCACACUAUUUGGAUCAACCCCAAGUACCCACAGCUUCUGCAGGACCCCGAUGCUGCUCCCCAGGACUCGGCCAAGGCAGCCCCUUCUCCUGCCUUGGCUGAGCAGGUGAAGGCAGCAGGGGCACAGAGCCAGGGCCCUGCCCCACACAGCCCCUGCUGCCCCCCAGGCCCCUCAGCUCCCCAGCCGGGAGCCCAGGCCCUCAGGGAGCAGCCGGCUCCCCCCAAGAAACGCCCGUCCCGCUUCAGGCGGGCGCUGCGGGCGCUGCGGGCGCUGUUCUGCUGGCCCUGCCUGAGGCCACAGCCGGACAAUCCGUGCCCGCUGCCAGCGCCAGGCCGGGCCCCGCAGGUGGCGGCUGGCCCGGAGCCUGCCCGCUGUCACACGGGCUGCCUUUGAUGUCCAGGUGUCAGGGACAUCAGUUCCUUGUCGGGAGAAUGGCCUGCCUGAGGCUUAGGGCUUGAGAGGCACCAGUGAUGUCAGAGCCAAGGGCAGGUGCACAAAGCCUGGGGAGAAGGAGCUCCUGCUCAGAGGGGACACCAAGGAUGCAGGAGUGACAGCCACAGGGACAUUGGGCAGAGCUUCCCAGGUAGAACAAAACUCAUCAAGCCAACUCAGCAACUGUGCUGAAAUUGGCUCCAGCUGGGGAAAAGGUACUUCUGGCACAGGGAGACAGCGACCACUGAUUCCUGGCCCAGUGGCCCCAGAAACCCACACUGCAGUGGCCUGGCUUCCCACUGCUUUGUGUGCACAUUUCCCCAGGGAAUAAGCUGUGCAGCUUUGCCAAGCCGAUAUCCCAAGCAGUGGGAGCUGAAGCAAGUGACUCAUGACUGCAAGACGACAGCAUGUGAUGCAAGACACAAACAGGACAAACUGCUGAGAGAUGCAGUUCAUGACUGAGAGGUUUAUUCCCAUUGCCAGGAAAGGCCUUGUUCUUUUCCAGCUGUUAUCACAUUUCAUAAAACAAAUAUGCAGUGUGUGCAGAA
This is a messenger RNA of Vidua chalybeata, 2740 nucleotides long. RefSeq lists its product as uncharacterized. The transcript has 2 exons. The record is from RefSeq and is a predicted model, not a curated record. Bases 1281 to 2153 code for a protein of 290 amino acids. Lineage: Eukaryota; Metazoa; Chordata; Aves; Passeriformes; Viduidae.